AUAUUUCAAGAUUGACAGGCAUUCUACUAGACUCUCUCCUACCCUCAUUAAGGAAAUACUGAUGUGACACUUCCAACUUUUCAAUUCUUUGUGGUAAGUGCGGGUCUCAGACCUUGAAACCUUAGAAAGAAUACUGGCAAUUCCACAGAGCAGCCUGUACAACAUAGUUUGCUAGCUUUCCUGCAAAACAGUUUUGGUUUCAUUUCCUGGGAGGUGUAUCGUGGCAUGACAUCGUGACACGGAAGGUAGUCACGUGAGAGCAGGACCAUGCAACCUUCUGGCACUCACUCCAACUUGCUUGGUUGUAUGUAAUGCUGCUGUAUUAGACCAUGCAAGUGCCGGAACAUUGCGAUGUCUUACUCUCAUGUACACAAUUACCUCCUGAGAAAUGAAAUUGACACUGGCUGUAGAAAAGCUGAUAUAGUAUAUUAUUUAGGGGCAAUCUGAGGCUUGCCAGCAUUCUUUGCUAGAUUUAAUGUAAGAAAUGAGAAGUCAGAAGGGAUAGCGAGUACUCCUUUAAGGUCUUUCUCUCUCGCUCAUUGGUUGCCGAGCUCGGGCUUCUUAAUAACUGGCAUCCACUCCCUGCGUUUAAUGCAGUUGCGUUCGGUGCCAGGGUUGGAGCUGUUGAAGAAACUGAGGAGGAUGUGGCUCAACCAUAACCUUCUCAACGCCCUGCCGCCGCACGCCUUUGCUAACAACACGGUGCUGGAGGACUUCUACCUGUCUGGAAAUUCGUGGCACUGUGACGACGACUUUGCUAAGCGCCGAAACAUGUGGCUGCAAUCGCUUACCGCACGAGUGGCCAAUCACGGACCGGGCAUCGAGCUCCACGACGUCAGCACCACCGAGUGUGCCUCACCACCGCAAUGGAAGGGCCGCAACCCGUUCCUCUUUGGCUUUGCGCUCUGUGAACGGUGCGCGUGCAACACGUCUGAGUCGCUCACUGUGGACGUGAACUGCACGGGGCGAGGCCUGGAGGAGUUGCCCCUGAAUCUGCCCUUGCGAGCACGUGUGCUGCGGCUGGCCAACAACCGCAUCAAGUCACUCAUGCUGACCUCGAAAGGGGAAGGCUGGGACAGCCUGCUGAUGCUUGAUGUCCAUGGCAACGAGAUUUCGUCCAUCGAUCAAGUAGUGGGCACGCGCUCUCUGCGGUCACUGAUGGCGCUUCACCUGACCAACAACCGGCUGAGCCGGCUGGCCUCGCACGUGCUUCAACACCUGAGUGGCCACAAGAUGGAUGACCUGCGCCUGAGCGGCAACCCCUGGCUCUGUACCUGCGAAACCGUCAGCUUCGUCACCUGGCUGCAGGACAAUAAGAAGGUGAAGGAUGUGGAGGAGAUCCGCUGCUCGGAUGGCAGUCCGGGGGCCUUGACAGGCAGGACCAUCUACUCACUGCCCAAAUCAGACUUGUGCCCCCAGCCCACGGACUGGACGCAGGGCCUGUUGGAUGCACUCAGCGUCCUCAUGGCCAUUGCCAUCGUCGCCAUCCUUGCCAAGCUGGGACGGGACUACUGGCGCCAGAAGCGCACGGGCAAGCUGCCCACCUUCUUCAGCUUUGUGUGAGCUAGGCCUAAAAACUGCAUUGAAUUGCCACCGAAUAAGAUGCAACGAGGAACUUGGAUAAUCCUGACGGAAGACUGAGUGCAUUGCUUUCGGUAUGAAGGACCACUGAAGCGGGGAAAGCCUGCCUGUGUUUUCAUGCCAUGUUGCCUUUCUGGCAUGAAUUUUCACGGCACCUAGCUUAGGUCUUGACAACGUGACGCAGUGUAAGUCUUCGUGCCAUGUAAGAUCUUCACAGAAUGAGAGAUGUGGAGCCAGACAGUGUUGGCAACAGUCAUGCUUUGGAACAGUUGAAGUUCGGUUCAUUCGUAAUCACAAUCUUUGUGCAGUGAUUCACUUCCUAAGUGCAUCGGGUGUCAGAAAGUGUCUGGUCUUCUUGAUGUGAACUGUGCCCGGAAGUUUUAUAGAUUGAAUGCCACCUUGUAAGCUACACUGGGAGGAAGAACAGGCACUCCACCUAUUAUAAGCUUUGAGCCAGGAAGCACUCCUAAGGACAAUGCUGGGCAAAUGUCACAGUGCCAAACACACUGGCAGCGUUGGCUGUAUUACACUUAAGAACACCCACAACAUCAGUGCAUGAUUUCAACGUAUGUGCAACAAAUGGAUUGGACUUGUGUUGUUGAGGGAUGUGGCUUCUGCCAUCUGUUGCGAUUGCAUUGUGGGGACACAAUUCUGCUGCUGUUCCACUUCUGGAUGGCGUUUGAUAGUGUUACUGCAGAGCAGUGACUGAUUUGCCAUGUGUAGGGAUGUCACAUUGUCUUCUGCAUUAUUUUUGCUUGCAAGUGAUAAUGGAACAUUGAAAAUUCCUCUAGAAUUCAAUUUUCCAGUGAACUUGUCAAGUUGUGCUUGUCUUUCUCCAUCACCAGAUGGCCGAGCAUUUUUGUGCACAUGAUUUUAUGCUAUCGUCUCAGCGGUCAGAACAUUCUUUUGAAAGCUUUGUCAAGAGAUAUGGGUACCUAAGAAGAUUUGUUUUUAUGUGCAUGAAGAUGUGUGGUUUAUUUUGCAGUGGACUUGACAGCGGUGUGGCCAGCAUCAAACAUUCACUGAGAUAACAUACCUAAGAACCACUACCUGCAUGAUAGCUGCAGUGCUAUUCACACCUGCAUUUGAUUUUUCAAGGCAGAUUCUUUACCACUAUUCACAUGGUGCAGUGCAUGUACAACUGUUUGAGCUCAUGGCAUUGCCAUGAGCUCAAAUUGUGAUAGGUCAUUGCGACACCACACUUAUGACCAUCAUCACGUCUUCAUGAUGGUGAUAAGGUGUAUGCUAAAGCUUAAAGGAAAGAAUGUGCAUCAAACAGUUUGCGCCUGGGAUUUCUCUUUCUGAUAAAUGAUGCUCCAGUCAACACUUGACCACCAUGAUGCUAAAACCACCUAGUGUUAAAGAGUUACAGUGCCUCACAAGAUAGCUGCUGCAGGGACAUAGUCAUUGAAACCACAAUCAAGCACAAGUUGAAAGUAAUUCAUCAAAGUCAAACCUGCAAACUGCAUGGAUCAAAGAACAAGAUUUGAUAGAAAAGAAAGCAAGACCUGUUUUUUUUUUUUUUGAGCAGAUUGUUGAUGCAAUGCUUUCUUCUACGGCUACUCUACGGAGCACAGCAACUUGUAGUUUCGAUAAUAAUGAGUCAGCUAUUGAUAGUAUGGCAUUUCACAGGCUGGUUGCAUAACAUCAAAUCAGUGCACACCUGUGGUUAAGGCAAUGGACCAAGGGUUAGAAAGCAUCACAUGACAAUCAGCUUUGCAGCUAAUUGUGAGCGAAGAGAGAAGAUAGGAUAUGCUAAUGUAUGUGCAUUGCUGAAUGGCAAUGGGUACUGUGGCUGGGUGAGUUAAUCAAGGGAGAUAUCUCUGGGUGCUAGUGUAGUUAAAUGUGACCACGUGCCACCCAGAGUUUAGUGCACUGAAGGAAGGCCUCUGGCCGGUCAAGUUGUCACAGUUUUAUCAAGGUGUCAUCAGUCUUUUCACGCUUGUUCACUUCACAGCCAAGUCAUACAUAGUCGUUCCAUAAUACCGGUGCAGUAGUAGGGUUACGUUGCUGUUGAAGUAAUCUAAUGUCAUUGGUGUGUAUUUGUACGUUAAGAAUUUCACACUUUCUUCGGCGUGCUUGCUUACCUGCGUGUGUCCCACAUAUCUUAUGAUGUUGUGUUGGAUCCCAAAACUAGCAUGAAUUUUUUCUCGGCUGCGAAGCUUUCUUUCUGAGCAACCCAUAUACAGAUUGACUUGUAGCUUGAUGCUACUAUUUUGUAUAUGCCAAUUUCUUCUUUUACAAAAGCUUUGUUGUUUUCUUUUUGGAAGUUCCCGCCCCCAAUAUUUAUUUCAUCCAUGAAGUUGGUAGAGAAAGUUUGUUUUGAAAAAGCAACGUCCGAUUUUUCAGGCUCCCUAGGGCCUGCGAAAACGUCCGAAAAAUCGGGCAGAACGAAAAAAUGAAUGCAUGCCUUUUACUGCCCCCAAGAGCUCAAAGCGCCACAGGUACGUCUGAAGUAGCUCUGAAGGCCUGCCAGUACACUUAUUAGACGCAUUGGUGCUCGUACUGUGAUAGGAGAUGGCAGAUGCACGCGUGUAUAAUUAAGGAAUGCAUACCGUGUCCCGUGACAAUUGCCCCUUCCCACUCUUGGUUGCUUCACCGCAAUACUUUGCGUAUGCUUCACUGCGUAAUGCUGCUGUAUUGAGCUGACUUUCCGGAACCGGCAUUAUGCAACGCUCCGUGCUUUCCGAGCUUCCAAGACAUUGGCGAGGAUUGAAAAGGCGGAGUCAGCGCCAUUGCUAACAGCGGCGAAUUGUUUCAGUGAGAAACAAGGCACCAAACAGAAGCUUGGUAGCCAAUGUCGAAGUAUCUAGGCCUAGUGUUGCCAUGGUGAUGGCUACGGCUGCCAGCAGAUCUGCGUGAGAGAGCGCCGGUUUGAGGAGGCGAGAUAAGAAUUGUGGUGGUGGCUAUGAUUAAUACCGUUUCAGACCUGCGGUCAUGGCAAAAAGUCUUGCGCCGAAAUUUCAGACCUUGUACGUUGACUCUAUGGUGUACGUGGCGGUGCCGCGAAGGAGUCCGAAUUAUCGGGCAUGUCCGAAAAAUCGGUCAUUGACUAAUUUUUUCCUUGUUUUUUCUGCAAGAGAGAUUAGAUGCUCAAUGUUGCCCAUAAGGUUGGCAUGGACAGGAGGUCCUUACUUAAACCACAUCUACACAGGCAUUCAUCAAAGCAUAACAACACUUGGAAAGCAUACAUUGUUUAUCUUUCGAACAUAUAAAAGCUUUUGUUUUAAUUGAGAAAGAUUGUGCUUAAGAGUAGCGAGGGUGUGUUAAAUGUCAGCAGAUAAUCUGCAUGCUUGUCUCCCAUUGGCCAUGUAAUGCUGUCACUCUAGCAGAGGUAUCAAGCUGCUCAGUUUUACGCUGGGCUCAAUGUGUGCACGCCAACUAUGAUAUAUUAAGCGCACAUUUGUUGUAUGGAAGUGUCUGCUGUUCUCAUGAAAAUUAACUUAUUAAUCUUGUCCUGACACCCAUUUUUCUACACAGUGCAGACCCCCAUAAUUACGGGAGCAUUGUAAGGUUAAUCUACCAUCUGAUAAUGUUCUUAUUUUUCUUUCAAAUACAAAGGACAGAGGUGCUGAAAAUCAUAGUGAUCCUUUGUGGCAAUGUUAUUGAACAAUUCACAUUUAAUUCUUGACUUGAGGUUCAUUCCAUUGGCUGGUUGUUUUUGUAGAAUUCAUUCCAUUGUUGAGCACAGCCUGCACCUUGCAGUGGCAAUGCAUUAUGUUGAAUUGAUACCACAAGCUGCAAUUUUUGUUUUCUCUAACUAGAAUAAUAAUUAAAACAAAGCCUUUGUCACUUAGCAUUAGCAUUCAGCAAUCCCAUGCGACCAUACACAGUUGCGCAGGUCUUUAAAUAGGAUCUAAUGUGCUGGUGUAUGGGAUAAUUGGACAUAGACAUUAUCAGCAAUGUGAGUUUUAGAGCACAGCUCUUACGCACUGCCUGUUCCUGUGCCGAGUGUAGGCAUUUUCCUUUGACGUAACCGAGCAAAUGAGCACGGCGAAAGAUGAAAGCAAAUGCGGAACACAGCGUGAGAAGAAAAGCGGAGCGCUGGUCUAUGGCGGCGCCGGCCGAGCGAGAUAAAGAAAAAAGGAACCAGAAAGCUCGCCUUCUUCCACGGCAGCGGCAGCACCUGGCCGAGUGGGGGAAAGAAAUGGAAGAACCGGAAAGCUCGCCUUCUCGCAUAGCGUUCACCACAAGCGUUUCCCGGUAAAGAUUAUGGUUGCAUAAGCUGCAGUUGCCGCUCUACAUGUGCAGCGCCACGCGUCGCGGAUCUGCCAGUCGGUGUGGUGAUCAGUGCAAUGCCUCAGUAUAUCGCGAAACGAAGACACGUAUAGAGCUGCACUAAAAUUUCGCAUUAGGGAGUAUAGUAAUCUUCGGUGAAUUCUUCGUUUUCUUAACUUUUUUAUAGCUUCUGCGUUUAAAGAAUGCACAAGCAGUCUGGUGGCUAGUGGUGCAGUUUUAAUAUGAAAUAUGCUAAACUGCAAUGUAUACCAUGAUAGAAUGUGUAAGCAUGACUGAACGAGGACGUAGAAAGAAACAGACACACAGAGACAGCGUUACUUUCAACUAAAGAUUUCAACUAAAUCGUGUAUUCUAACCAACUAGCCCGCCAACGUGUUUUAACCAUGCAAUGUAUCAGCAUGUUGAAGGAAGCCACAUAUUUUUUCUGGAUGUUUGAAAAGAGCAGUCUGGCCUCACUUAUACGUCAUAAUUUAUCAUAAUGUUGGGAAAUUCGUAACAUUAUGUGUCAUUAAGUCCAGGGUUGCCCAUACGUAAUUUGUUUGCUUGUCUGCACAGUGUUCGCAUUUGGCCCAGAGCAGUUAUUUGCUAUUAAUCUUGUUUUUAUUUGCUUUCUUAUGUGUUCAUUUCAUGCUCAACAUUUGAAGCAAUGUUUUGUGUGUUUAUCUUGCUUUCAUCGUUGUACAGUCGAACUUCCGAAGUCUCGUUCAAUGCAUUACAUACUGAUUUCGGCAAGAAACGUUUAGAUUUGUUAUAUUCGAGUGCAUUGAAUAUCAAGGUUUGACUGUACUUAUACUUGGCGCUGUGGGAUCUGAGGUUGAGAGACACUUGCUGCAAAGCAAAUGUGGCAGAGCGUGUCUUUGAUAGGUUUGCAUUAUCAGUGGUCACUUGUAUGAUACUUCCUGGUGCACAUUUUUGACCACUGUCUUUGUUUAAUGUGUGUGUGCAAGCAGUACAAAAUUCUAGCUAGUCGGGAACAUUUCAUGUUUAUUACUGUGGCACUUGAAAUGAGCUUGUGCUGCCUUGAAAGAAUGUAGUUUUUUUAGAAUUGUUAUGCAUUGUUGGGCAUGGCGAUGCUGAAUGUUGAAGAGAACAUGUGGCAGCUGCUGUAGUAGGAGUUUCCAAGUAAACUGGCAUUGCAGUUUUCAAUAAACACCAUUUGUAACAGUGUGUUAUCUUAGAAAAUUUGAGAUUGUUGUGGCUGGGAAAUUGUCUUGUCCGAACUGCUGUUGUUUUUUCAUUGAUUGUACGGCCGUGCAGAUUCUAAAUGUCUUUACGUCAGCUUCGUGUGGCAGCGAAAGAUGGCCAGUGAGAAGUCAUGCAUUUUUCAUGCUACCCUUGUUAUGUCUUCACUGGCAUUAGCUCAUUAGUAUGUCGUGAAGUGGAACUGUUAUUGUUGCUCAUUUUUAGUUAAUGUUAAUUUUAUGUCACUUUAUUUUUAUGCCUUGAUUCAAUUUACGGCUGGUUGAGGCAAAUGAAGAUGUGAUUUACUUAUAUGAGCACCUGAUUUUUGCAAUGUUCAUAAACGGCUCUAAGAUUUGCAAAAACAUUAGUUUUGUGAACAGUUUGCGCAUGUGCCACAGUACGCAACCUGUCCUUCCAUUCCACGCAUGGAUAAAAUGUUGUUCAGGUACAAAUGCUCAAUGAGACUAAAAAAUAAUUUUUCAUUUGCAGAAAUCUGCUCAAUUUGCUUUUCUUGUAUUGUCUUUCUCCUUUUUCAGCUUGUUUUUAGUACUUUGUUGUUCACACAGGCAUUUUAUAAUGGGAUUCAUUCAUGAACAAUAUUAAAACUUAUUAGUGACUGUCAAAGCUGUCUGACAGCUGGGGCGGUAUUCUGUAAGAGUCUACCUAGUGGACUGUCCAUUUCAGCUGUCGCUGAUUGGCUGCUGCUUGACGUGCAGGAAGGAGACUGGCUGGCACCUUCCUGCACAUCAAGCAGCAGCCAAUCGACAGCCGAAAUGGACAGUCCACUAGGUAGACUUACAGAAUACUGCCCCUACACUUUACACAAAGGUAAUAAAUUGAUGAUGCCGUGUGUAAAAUUUACAAAAAUGUUACAUUGCAGCCUAAGCCUAUGAUAGUGAUUUCAUUGUAUCGAAAUAAAAUGACUUGCAUGUCAACAAGUGACAGAUUAGUUUUCUGUGCAGCGCCAUAUACUGACAUUAUUUUUGUAACUGCUCAGCAACACAUUGUGUCUUCCCAGUAAUUUAAUUUUUGUUUAUCGUAAAGUGAGACAUUUAGCUUUUUCUUCUUUAUAAUAGGUGUGAAUGUGUUUUGCAGUUGCUCACAUCACUUGAACAAGUGAUGAUUUUUUUAGAGUAGCAAGUGUUAAAAAGAAGCUUUUAAUGUUUGUCUUUUUGCUGGAUGCAUUACGACUGUGAGAUUUACUUUUGGUCUACUUUGAACAGUUGAUUUCUAGUUGAAUUUUAGUAUUUUUUGUUGUUCUGUGAGAAAAUAAAGAAUGCUUUUUGU
Molecule: messenger RNA, 8289 nt
Organism: Dermacentor silvarum
Lineage: Eukaryota; Metazoa; Arthropoda; Arachnida; Ixodida; Ixodidae
Product: protein halfway
Exons: 7
Coding region: 592-1563 (323 amino acids)
Source: RefSeq, a predicted model, not a curated record